CCCUACAUCGCAAUUUUUUUUUCUGUGCCUCCGUAUCACCAGUAAUUUCGACUUCAUUAAUGGGUUCUGCGGGUUUGAAUUAGUGCAGAUUCAGCUCUUAGUAAGUUUCGUACCUUGAUUCUAUCUUUUGCAAACACCGCCGCCUCGUGUAUUGCUGCACAUUUAGACCACUCUAAUGGUGGUUCAGCUGACGCCUUCUCCCAAAAUGGAUUAAUAGUCAACGGGUUUUUCGAAUGUCCUGCAGGCUGCGGCAUGUCAUACCGCGGUGUAUGAUCGUGUCUGAUACUAAAUCCGAACGGAUUGAUAAACGAGGUCUGAUUGGUCUGUGUGAUGAGCGGGACUCAAAAUACGCGCGGGCUGUGAAGGGGAGAGUGGAGAAGACUUUUUUGGGGGAAGUAUGUGAUUUUCUGGAAGAAGUCUACCUACAAGAUGACAUAUUUAUCCUUGUGAAAGUUUCAAUGAAAAGAGUAAAAAUUCUGCAACUUGAGGUUAACUGUCACACGAUAGCAGCGUCUAUUCUGGAACAACCUGUGAAAAAGAUUGGUUGCAAAUUGCAGACAGUGAAAGUGUUGUCAUCCGAGAACUGUCUGUUGGUCUAUAUUGACUUGGCCAAUAGCAAGUACAGCAUAGCACACACUGUCACCCUUGUGAAGGAAAACUUGGCAAAGGUCAUCGUUAAAGGUCUAGCGGAAGUGAAUCGGGCUGUGGUGUCAAUUGAUGACUCAGUGAACCCCCCUGUGUACAAACUGAUAGUGGAGGGGGAUGACUUCGACAAAGUCAUGUCUACUUACGGGGUGGACUUUAGACGCACCAAGAGCAACAACACUUUUGAGGUUGCGCGGACAUUGGGAAUUGAAGCAGCGAGAUCCACAAUUAUUAACGAGAUCAACCACACCAUGUCUAGUCACGGAAUGUCAGUGGACAUCCGACACGUCAUGUUGCUGGCUGACCUCAUGACUUACAGAGGUCAAAUAUGCGGAAUGACUCGUCAAGGUCUCUCCAGUUUCAAAGACAGUGUGAUGAUGUUGGCGUCUUUUGAGAGGACUUCUGACCACUUGUUCGAAGCAUCCUACCACGGACAGACUGACUGCAUCAGUGGCGUGAGCGAGUGCAUCAUCAUGGGAAUCCCGAUGCGGGUGGGCACUGGACUGUUCCAGCUGCUCCAGAAGGUCCACUGGCAGCCAAAGCAAACUAGACCUCUUUUGUUUCAAAACGCAAUCAAAGCUAAUUGAUUUGCCUCAUCUGUUAUGGAGAAUUGCAAAAAGUUGAAACAGACAGACUUAAUUUAAAAAUUUAAAACAGCAAAUGAUCAGUUUUGAAAAAAAAC
Molecule: messenger RNA, 1327 nt
Organism: Symsagittifera roscoffensis
Lineage: Eukaryota; Metazoa; Xenacoelomorpha; Acoela; Convolutidae
Product: DNA-directed RNA polymerase III subunit RPC1-like
Exons: 6
Coding region: 234-1232 (332 amino acids)
Biological process (GO): DNA-templated transcription
Cellular component (GO): RNA polymerase III complex
Molecular function (GO): DNA binding
Source: RefSeq, a predicted model, not a curated record